AUGUCUGGAGAUCGUUUCAAUUUCGACGAGACCGGGGACACUUUUUACUGCUUUCUCAUUGCAGUGUUUACUGUCGUCCUAUUACCAAUAACAUAUUUCUUCUGGCCCAAAUCAGAAGCUAAGCAAUCCGUUGAUGCCAUAAAAAGGCGUUGCCAAUGCUCACCAUGCCAGACAAAACGUGCGAAUUUGCGAUCAUCUCCUACAAAGAAAUGGAUGAAAAGGACUUUGAUAAAAUUGAUAAUUAUUACUGCUUGGGCCAUGAUUAUAGCAUUGGGAUUCAGAUUAUCCAAGAUUGAAGUCACUUUGAAUACUUUUGAUCCCUAUUUUGAGCUUUCAAUCCAUCCAGAUGCUUCAAAGGCCGAAAUAAAGAAGGCUUACAAGAAGCUUUCCCUUGUUCACCAUCCUGAUAGGGGUGGUGAUGAACAGAAAUUUAUUAGGAUUCAUAAGGCCUACAUCACUUUAACCGAUGAAGUCGCGCAUAAAAACUGGCAAGAAUAUGGCAAUUCAGAUGGACCAGGAGCAAUCAAUUUUGGAAUGGCACUUCCCAAGUGGAUGAUUAAAAAGGAGAAUACAGUGCUAGUCGUUGGUGUAUACGCGGUGAUAUUUAUGCUCAUGCUUCCCCUAGUUGUGGGUCUGUGGUGGUCCAACUAUAUGAAGUAUAGCAACACACGUGUCCUCCUAGUCACUGUUCGUUUGUUUUGUGGCAGUUUCAUGUACAAUCCCUUUAUGGCUGUACCUCGGUUAAUAAAGCUCCUCUCGUCCGCCUACGAGUUCAACAGCCAGUUUAACAAAGAGGUCGCCUGUAGACCCAGCGAUAAUGUAGAACUCCCACCGGUAAUGCCUUUAAUAACUCUGGUCAACCAGAUCCCAAUGUUCACCAUCUUCAAGAGGGCUAUUGUUGGUGCGCCCUAUGCGAUCAAGGCUCGCGCCCUUAUCUAUGCGCACAUGCUUCGACUCGAGCUACCUCCGAAAUCUCUCUUCAUUGAUAAGCAAUACAUCAUCGCGCAAUGUCCACGCCUUCUUGAGGAGAUGAUCAACAGUCUACUCAUCAUUUUGUCCAUGGCCACUGAGGAUCGUGGCUCGAGGAAGAAGGUGCCACAGGUGCUGGCGACUAUUGAGAACUGUAUGCACCUCACCUCGCUGUUGGUGCAGGCUCUCUCGCCGACCGUUGCAAUCACUCCCCUCCUCCAGCUGCCCCACAUUGGGCCCACCCAACUGCGUCAGAUCACCCAUGCUAAUCGCAACCUCAAGACGAUGCGUCAACUAGCCACCCUUAUCGAGAACCGUCGUCGUUCUGCCUUGUCGAGCCUCACUGAUGAGCAGUACCAAGAUGUGGUCAACGUCCUGGCAAGCAUGCCUAGCCUUACCCUCUCCUGCCAAUGCGUCGUCCUUGAUGACGAGGAUCCCAGCAUUUGGCCCCUAUCUAUGGUCACCGUCAAUGUGCGUCUCACUCGUCGUCCCCUCCUCUCUCUUAACCGCCAGCAGUCUAGUUGCGGUGGCGUUGCUGGUAACGCAGCGGGUGGAGUAGCGGUCAUUGACGCUUCAACGGACUUGCGGUAUACAGAACGAGAGGCUUCGUGGUACCUCUCCGGUGGUGCAAACGGCUUUGAUGAUCUUGCUGCAGGACGGUUCAACAACGUGAAGGAGGAUGAUGAAGGCAUGGAGUUGGUCGAAGAUGCUUUUGCUGGCAAGAGCGGUGGUGGAGGCACAGCAGCACGCGGAAAGCCUUCGGUCCCGGUAUGGGACAAGUCGCGCCAACGUGGUAAAGGUGGCAAGAGUGGACGUGGAGGAAAGGGAGGCAAGGGCAGGUACAGCCAGUACCAGAAGGGUAGCUGCGGGAAGCAACAAAAAAGCACUAAACCCACCGCCCCCGUUAAUGCUUGUCAGGAGGCUGAGAAAAAGGACUAUCGGUUAAAGCUGGUAAACGGUGGCGCCAAUACCAUCGCACUUGACGCAAUCUCAACGGAGACGAUGAUGGCGCCAGGUGAAGGGGAGGCGGUGGUGGAGACAGAAAGUGUAGAAGGAGGUGCUGCGACGCUGCCUGGAGUGGAAUGUCGGGUGGAGUCGGAGGCGCAAAGACGCGAGGAGAAUAGUGCGUUGGAUAGUAAACCACGAUGCAGCCAUCUAGUACACUGUCCUUUCUUUCCCCUGGAGAAGUACGAGGGUUGGUGGUUGUAUCUAGUGGAUCGGAAGAUGCGACAACUAGUGACCAAGCCCGUUUACCUCAAUUCGCUGGAAACCGAAGAGGAGCUGAGCCUAAAGUUUGUAGCGCCAUCCUUCCCCGGCAGUUACCUCUACACCCUCUGUGUUCGUUCCGACAGCUAUGUGGACCUGGACUUCUCCGAAAAUGUUCCGUUCACAGUGGCGGCUUUGCCAGAGCAUGUGUUGAAGAGUCUCAAGGAGGCGGAAGCACGCAACCUGGAAAGCGGUUUAUCUUCCUCCGACGAAGACGAGGACGAGGAGGAGGAAGAUGGCGAAGAUGAAGAAGGCUAUGAGGAGGAGGAAGAGGAGGUAAAAAGCGAGGCGGUAGAAAUCGAAAAGUGUAUCUUUGACGCGGUUCGCUCAACGGAGGACGCGGUGAUAAGCGAUUCCGCCCUCCUUGCAGUUCAAAGUCUGGAACGACUGCGGGGAGCUCCGAGCUAUAUGGGCUCUUCAGUCUCUACAUCUGGCACCUCCAACCUGACAACACAACCUUCAGGAGGUGGUUAA
Messenger RNA from Echinococcus granulosus, 2709 nucleotides. Its product is annotated as Translocation protein SEC63. Gene Ontology annotation, biological process: SRP-dependent cotranslational protein targeting to membrane; post-translational protein targeting to endoplasmic reticulum membrane. Gene Ontology annotation, molecular function: transmembrane protein transporter activity; RNA binding. The transcript is spliced from 16 exons. The record is from RefSeq and is a predicted model, not a curated record. Bases 1 to 2709 code for a protein of 902 amino acids. NCBI's taxonomy places the organism in Eukaryota, Metazoa, Platyhelminthes, Cestoda, Cyclophyllidea, Taeniidae. Gene Ontology annotation, cellular component: Sec62/Sec63 complex.